AUGCCGCCGCCCGAAGCCGAAGAGGAGGAGAUGAGGUUGAUGGGGGAGUAUGACACGACCACCGAGGACCACGAGGACCACGAGGACGAGCCCUUCGACCACCGCCAGUACGAUGAGAAUCUCGACAGGGCCGAGGUCAGCGUCGUCGAGGAGCUGGAGCCGCCAUCCGUCUUUGGCGCCCGCGGCUCCUUUGCGCCGCCUCCUGUCUACGCCAACAUCCAUCGGAUACGCCGCCUGAUCCGAGCCAGCAUCGAUGACCCCUACACGAUGGACCAUUUCCACGAGCCCAAGCUCAAUGCGCUCGUCGUGCGUCCGCUGGUCGACCGCAUCUACGACGCCAAGGACUCCUCCACGAUCUACUGCCUCCUCGCGAACCGCGUCUACUUCCUCCGCGAGCAGACCGGCCUCUCCUACCAGAGCGUCAACAGUGCCCGAGCCACUCUCUGCGAGCUCCUCGCCAGUCGCGUGUUCCGCCGCUUCCACGAAGACCACCCGGGCGACUCGGGCCUCCUCCUCCUCGCGCACGUCCUCGUCGAGGGCUACGACCCCUUCCAAGGCGCCCCGAACGAAGUCGAGCGACGAUACCGCCCCCUACAAUGGCCCGUACAGGAGCGCAAAGGCCACGAGCGGAAGCUCACGGCGCUGGAGCUUGCCAUCAUCUCCGAGAGCAAGUUCUUCAUCAGCACCGCGGCCUUCCAGCUCGUCGUCGACGCCGUGCAUACGGGCCAGGUCACGUAUACGCCGCUGUCCUUCAUCGAUAUCCUGCCCGACCACUACGAACAUCUGCCCAUUACGAUGUACCAUCCGAGAAAAUCCCACCUGCUGAACCACCACCGACUCAAGGUGCCGCGCAUCCGAGGCUUCGUCGAGCUGUUCCAGUUCGUCAUCCUCUUCUUCCUCUACUUCAUGACGAUGCAUUACAAACACGAGAUGUGGAGUCUGUGGGAGCUGGCUUUCUGUAUCUACACAGCCGGCUGGGUGCUGCAGGAGUUUGCCGCAGUCAUUGAGCACGGCUGGGAGCUCCAUUCCCAGAGCCUGUGGUCCUUCCUCGACAUCAGCUUCAUCGCCAUCUACGCCGCCUACUUCCUCGCCCGAAUCUUCGAUCUCGUCACCGGCCGCAUCGCCGACGGAUACGGCCUCUCCAUCCUCACCAUUGCCGCGCCCAUCGUCCUCACCCGCAUCGCCUUUAACCUCCUCCCGAACAACAUCGUCUUCAUCUCGCUGCACGCCAUGAUGCGGGACUUCACCAUCCUCACCUUCAUCGGCAUCUGGUGCUUCACGGGCUUCCUGCUCGCCCUCCAGUGGCUGCUGAAGGCGAAGGAGGCGAGCGACCCGGACACCCCCAAUUGGAUGACGAUAUGCAAGUGGCUCUUGUGGAUUUGGUUCGGUCUCGAUGGAACGGGUAUCGACGAGGCGGCAGGCUUCCACAUCAUCCUGGGUCCAGCGCUCAUGAUCAGCUUUGCCUUCCUGGGCAACACCCUAUUCUCAACCAUCCUCGUCGCCAUGCUGACCAACACCUUCUCUCGCAUCAUCACCAACGAGAAGACGGAGAUCAAGUUCCGCCGCACCGUCAUGACCUUCGAGGGCGUCAAGAGCGACUCCAUCUUCUCCUACCCCCCGCCCUUCAACAUCGCAGCCCUGGUCCUCCUACUACCCCUCAAACUCGUCAUGUCCGAGCGAGAAUUCCACUACCUCAACGUCUUCCUCGUCCAGACGAUCAACGCGCCCCUGCUCCUCAUCAUCACCUGCUUCGAGCGGCAGCUCUGGGCGCCCAAGAAGGAGAAGAGCUCGUGGGCCAAGCUCGUCUUCACCGGCUUCUGGCCGCACGGAGACAUCAACGCCGUGCUCAAGGCCGACCCGCCGCCGGAGCUCAUCGCCCAGCUCGAGCGGCUCGACCCGAUCAAGGAGAUUUCCGUCCUGGAGGACGAUUUGAUAGCGGAGGCGCAGCAUGAGGUGACGCACGCGAAGCUGAGGAGGGCCAUGAUGGGCGCCCUAGGUUAG
Molecule: messenger RNA, 2001 nt
Organism: Clonostachys byssicola
Lineage: Eukaryota; Fungi; Ascomycota; Sordariomycetes; Hypocreales; Bionectriaceae
Source: the annotation of a GenBank genome assembly